AUGGCUACAAAAAUUAGUGCUACACAAUUGGAAGCUCGUUUGGGCCGUUUGGAUGCUGCUUAUAACGGAUUGAAGGUGCUGACAGGUGAAUUGUAUAAUUUCGAGGAAGAUAAGGAUUUUGUAGAUCCUGAGGAUGAUUUUGCGGAAUACGAAGGGAAAUAUUUUAUGGUUAAGGGUAUUUUUACGGAUUUGAUAAACUCUCAAAGGCCCCAUGAAUCGAUUUCUGAUCCGCAAAACGACGUAUUUAAUAGAUUAUCUGAACAACACUCCGCUUUGUUGAAUAGGCUUGAUACUCCAGUGACUACGCGCAAUGGCGAUGGUGAUUUGCCUAAAAUUAGAAUUGAACCUUUUACCGGAAAAUAUGCAGAUUGGCCAUCUUUUAAGGAUCUUUUUAAUAGUGCUAUUGAUUCCAGACCAAAUCUGACGAACAUACAAAAGUUCCACUACUUGAAGUCCGUGUUAAAGGAUGAUGCAGCUAAUCUCAUCAAACAUAUGCAGAUUACAGACUUGUCAUAUUCUACUGUAUGGGAUCGACUCAAGGAACGUUAUGAUCGCCCGCGGCACAUUGUGAAUUCCUAUAUUGAGACUUUUAUGUCAAUUUCGUCACUGAAGGAGGAAAAUUCAACUGGGCUUCGUAAGAUUUCUGAUGUUUCUAACGAGGUUAUUAGGGGUCUGGAGGCUAUAGGUUUUGAUGAGCGCGACCAUUGGUUGAUCCAUAUACUUCAGUCAAAGAUUGAUCCUGAUUCUCGUAGAAAAUGGGUUGAAAGGACGCAAGAUGAAACGAAACCUACGAUAUCAUCAUUCUUAACAUUUUUGGAUCAACGGUGUGAGGAAAUAGAACUUGGUAGAAACACUUCUUGUCAGAGAAGUCAUAACAGUCUCAUACACAAUUCGCAACCCACAGAUGGUGAUCAACAUCAAGUUACUACAUCUAGUUCGAAUAUCGUUACUUCUCCAACGGAAUAUUCUUCAAGAAAACUCAAUUUCAAACGCAUUCUGCCAACGGCAUUGGUUAAUGUUCGAGAUCGUGACGGGAACUUUGUAGCCUGCCGUGUUUUGCUUGAUACGGCAUCAGAAUACUCGUACGUUACCGAGGAUUGUAUUAAGCGAUUGGGAUUACCACGCAGUGCAUCACGUAUGCCACUCUCUGGAAUUCAGUCGAUCAAAGCUGAUCCAACACGCGGUCAUGCUUUCGUUCAUAUUAGAUCUAGAUUAUCAGGGAAAUCUGUGGAUACUUUAGUACACAUUUUGGGGCAUAUAACUGCUUCCCUUCCUAGGUCGACAAUCAUUAGUUAUGAUUCUACACUAUUUACUAAUCUCAAUCUUGCAGACCCUCAUUGGAAUCGGUCGUCACCUAUUGAUAUAUUGCUAGGAGCUGAUGAGGUCUGGGAUGUUUUAUCAAUGGAGAAAUUGGAAAAUGAUCAGGGUAAAGUCGUUGCAGUUUCCACGAUUUUUGGUUGGGUGGUAACAUCGGGUAUUUUACCUUGUGAAGGUCAUGCACCUGCUACUUUGCUUACGUUGGUCGAUCUUGAUCGGUCAAUUCGUGCAUUUUGGGAGAUUGAGGACUGCUCCAACAUAUCGAAUAAGAAGGAUGCCGAAUCUUUAAUCGUUGAACAACAUUUUGAUACUACUCAUCGCAGGCACAAUGAUGGAAAGUAUAUCGUUGAACUUCCAUUCAAGGAAGAUGAUAUUAAAUUUGCUGAAACCUAUAAAGGUGCUCUUGCACGUUUUAAUGCUACAGAACGCAGGCUGUCUAGAAAUCCAGAUCCAGGGGCGCAAUAUGUGGAAUUUAUGCGAGAGUAUGAAAGUUUGGGCCACAUGCGAGAGCUUUCUCCUGAUGAAAUAGAGGUUCCAUACGGACGAGUAUACUACUUGCCUCAUCACCCAGUUGUUGGGUCGAAAUUAAGGGUUGUCUUUGAUGGAUCUUUUCAGGAUGCUUCUGGUAGUUCUCUGAAUAGUAAAUUAUACAUUCCACCGUCAAUACAACGGAACUUAUUUGCAGUAUGCCUUAGAUUUCGCCUGCAUGAAUUUGUAUUCUCCGCCGACAUAGUCAAGAUAUUUCGUCAAAUCUGGGUAUCGGAAAGUCACCGCAACUUUCAAAGAAUUCUAUGGAGGGAAACCCCAGGAAAACCACUCAAACAUUUUCAACUAUGUACAGUGACAUAUGGAACCGCCUCUGCGCCUUUCCUUUCAGUUAGAGUACUCGAACAGUUGGCUAUUGAUUAUAAUAAAUCCCAUCCCAACGCGAGUAAGAUCUUAUUGGAGGACUUUUACGUCGAUGAUGUCCUGACUGGUGCCUCUUCUGAACAACAAUUGAAACAAUACCGUGAUGAACUCGUUGAUCUUCUACAACAAGCUGGAUUUCAAUUGAGUAAAUGGGUGUCCAAUAGCGACACACUGAAACAAACUAACCACAACACACCAAGUUUUUUGAAGGAUAAUGACUCAACUAAGGUCCUUGGUAUACAUUGGUAUUCUGACGAAGAUCGUAUCAGGUACAAAAUAUGUUUGGGAGAUCCACAACAUGUCUCAAAGAGGACGAUUUUGUCCGAUGUGGCCCGAAUCUUUGACCCGCUAGGACUGGUGUCCCCGGUUGUUAUAAAAUUCAAGAUUUUAUUCCAAGAGUUAUGGCUCAUGAAUUUAGGUUGGGAUGACCCACUGCCACCAGACAUAGCGGACGUGUGGAUGAAAUAUCGUGAAGAUUUACGAAAUCUUAACAGGUUACGGUUGCCUCGCUUUGUACCGAAUAUGAAUACGGACAUUACGCUACAUGGUUUCAGCGAAGCAUCCUUGAAGGCUUACUCUGCUGUAAUAUACUGUUUGGUAAAGGACAAACACGGUAACAUCAAGUUAUCCUUGAUUGCAUCGAAAACUCGUGUAUCGCCGCUUAAGCAGAUUUCAUUACCCAGAUUGGAGUUAUGUGGAGCCUUACUACUCACUAGACUGAUGAAAUCAGUAAUUUUGUCGCUACCACAUACGAACAUUCAAUUGCGUGCCUGGUGUGAUUCGACUGUGGUGCUAUCAUGGUUAUCAGUGCAGCCGAUCACGCUCAAAACAUUUGUUGGAAACCGUACAGCGGAGAUAUUGGAAACUCUCCCUAGAAGCGCUUGGGGACACGUUUGUUCAAAGGAAAAUCCCGCUGAUUGCGCAUCACGCGGUCUUAUGAUGAAUCAACUUCUAAAUCACGACCUAUGGUGGUCGGGACCAACAUUUUUGAAAACUUCGCAACAACCUGAAAGUGAUUCUUCUCAGGCAACAAUCAACAACACGGAGGUGGAAGCCGAAAUGAAAACUACAACAACUCACAGCUUAACUACGCGUCAACAUCCUACAGAACGUCUAUUAGAGAGGACACUUGCAAAUACGUCCAGCUGGUGGAAACUUUUACGCAUCGCGGCAUAUGUACGCCGCUUUGUUAACUUACGUGUACGGAAAGUCAAAAAUCCGAACACAUUUUUGACGUUCGAUGAAAUCGCGCAAGCUAACAUAACAUGCCUCAAAAUGGCUCAGGAUUAUUUUUCAUCGGAAAGAAUUAAGCUACAACGUGGAUUAGAUCUCGACAAAGGUUCUAAACUGACAAGGCUCUCACCAUACAUUGAUGAACUAGGACUUCUCCGAGUAGGAGGUCGCAUACGACACUCGGAACUUGCUAAUGCAGUUCAACAUCCAAUAAUUCUUCCGGGUAAGCACAAAAUAUCGAAUCUAAUUCUUGAGGAACAACAUAUAAGAAAUCUACAUCCUGGUGUAUCAACAUUAUUCGUGAUUAUUCGUCAAUAA
Messenger RNA from Lucilia cuprina (Australian sheep blowfly), 3777 nucleotides. RefSeq lists its product as uncharacterized. The record is from RefSeq and is a predicted model, not a curated record. The transcript is spliced from 3 exons. Bases 1 to 3777 code for a protein of 1258 amino acids. Lineage: Eukaryota; Metazoa; Arthropoda; Insecta; Diptera; Calliphoridae.